Messenger RNA from Kuraishia capsulata CBS 1993, 1737 nucleotides. RefSeq lists its product as uncharacterized. The record is from RefSeq and is a predicted model, not a curated record. Lineage: Eukaryota; Fungi; Ascomycota; Pichiomycetes; Pichiales; Pichiaceae. The transcript has a single exon. Gene Ontology annotation, cellular component: membrane; Golgi apparatus. Gene Ontology annotation, molecular function: alpha-1,2-mannosyltransferase activity. Gene Ontology annotation, biological process: protein O-linked glycosylation; cell wall mannoprotein biosynthetic process; protein N-linked glycosylation. Bases 1 to 1737 code for a protein of 578 amino acids.
AUGAGACGCAUCAACGCCAGACUGUUCGCCUUAACCGGCCUGGUAAUCGUCACAAUAACGGUUCUAUUGGGACUCAGACCAGAAUCGGGUAGUCUGAAUAAGGUCCAAUCAUUUGGUAAGAAAGAAACCUGGACCAAGACCUGGGCUGCGAUCAACCCGCAGACGCAGACACAGGAGCCCGAAGGAACCGGUGGAAAAACCCCAGAACACGAGCACAAAGACGAGAACAAAGAAUCAGCACAGCGAUAUGUUCCUGGUGAUUCAUCCAAGUUGGAACAGGCCGUUCACAGAAAGCAGGUGACCUCAAAAGCCCACAGACAAAAUGCCACACUGCUGGCAUUGGUGCGCAAUAGCGAGACAUAUGGCAUGAUUAAGUCCAUCAAGCAACUAGAAGACCGAUUCAACCACAAAUUCAACUAUGACUGGGUCUUUUUGAACGAAGAGCCGUUUGACGAAGAGUUUAUCAACGAGACUUCAAUGCUGGUUUCGGGAACGGCUCGUUACGGGAAUAUCCCAAAAGAACAUUGGUCAUAUCCCGACUGGAUUGACCAGGACGUUGCAAAAAAGAUCAGAGAGUCCCGAGUUAUGUCGCGCAUAAACUAUGGCUCGAGUGAGAGCUACAGACACAUGUGUCGAUUCAACUCAGGGUUCUUCUACAAGCAUCCUAUAAUGGAUGACUAUCAGUUUUACUGGAGAGUGGAGCCCGAUAUCAUGUACAAUUGCGAUAUUCCAGAAGACCCAUUCAAGUUCAUGGUUGACAACAGAAAGCAAUACGGGUUUGUGGUUUCGAUGUAUGAAGCCCAGAAGACUGUGGAGACUCUCUGGGAGACGUCUAUGAAACACUUCAACCAGUCUGGUCUGCCACCAGCAGAUCCUCGGAUGUAUGAGUUCAUUGCACGCGAGGACAACACGUACAAUCUGUGUCAUUUCUGGUCAAACUUCGAGAUAGCGAACCUGGACUUUUACCGGGACGAGAAAUACGAACGGUUCUUCAAUGCUUUGGACUGGGCUGGUGGGUUUUUCUACGAAAGAUGGGGAGAUGCUCCAGUCCACACAAUCGCAGUAGCAAUGCUGUUGAAGGCAGAGGAAGUGCACGUUUUCCAGGAUAUCAGUUAUACUCACACGGUCGCGGAGACCUGUCCUCUGGAUGACGGCAUGCGCCACGAGAGGCGGUGUGUUUGCAAUCCACACACCGACUUCAGCUGGAAGUCCAAGAACUCGUGUACUCCUCGGUUUGUGCAGUUAACUCAAAAAGAGACACUCAAGGACCACGAUCGGUAUGUGACUGCGUUCGAGCAGGAGGAGCGCGAUGAGAAAUUGCGCAAGCUUCAGGAGGAGGAGAAACAGCAGGCGAUCAACGAGCAGAGACAGAAGGAUCGGAGGCGGAAAGCCGAGCAGAGAAAGGCGCAGCGUCAGGCUGAGAGGGAGAAGAAGGCCAAGGAGAAGGCUCAGGCAGAGGGAAAGGGGGAGCAGAAACAAGAGCAGAAACAAGAGCAGAAAGAGACGGUGAAGGAAGCUGAAAAUGAGACUGUACAAGAGAGGAAGAACGAGGGAGAGCAAAAAGAAGAAACAGAUGAAAGCAACGCGAACAGUAACGAAGAUAACGGUGACAACUCCAAUCAAGAGACCGCAAAUGAAGGCACUGACAAUGGCCAGGAUAGCAACGAAGACGAUUCAGGAUUUGACGAAAUCACAGCAUUAGACAACGAGGAUCUGCUUCAGGAUAUAAACUUUUGA